AUUGAAGAGAAGAGAGGAGGAAAAGGAAGAAGAAGAAGAAGAUACAGGACUAAAGAAGAGGAAGAGGAAGAGUGGCUUGUUUGGGGAAGGCGAGGAUAGAGAAGGAAAAAAGAUCCCUUAUAUUCCUCUUUACACAGCUCUAAGUCAUGGCUCACACAAUCCUUCUCGUGCAGCCGGGACCCAAGCCAGAGACGAGGACAUUUUCUGAUUACGAGAGUGUCAACGAGUGUAUGGAAGCAGGUGUGUGUAAGAUCUACGAGGAGCACCUCAAGCGCAUGAACCCCAACACACCGAGCAUCACCUACGACAUCUCCCAGCUCUUCGAUUUCAUUGACCAGCUGGCAGACCUCUCAUGCCUUGUGUACCAGAAGAGCACCAACACCUAUGCACCUUACAACAAAGACUGGAUAAAGGAAAAGAUCUACAUUCUGUUGCGGCGUCAGGCUGCCAAAGCAAACUAAGAAAUGGAACACUGCUGCCGGGGCCUUUGCAAGCACCUGGGAGCCUCGGGAGUGGGCCUUCCCUGCUCCCUCAGAUUCUUCAUGUCUCAGCGUGUUGCGAAUAAUCUUUAAAGCUGGGUUACCAUCCUCCCAUAACACUUGCUCACUGCUUCUCACUCUGAUACCUGGAAAUCACUGGCCUGCAUCUCGUGUCGUAGAGGUUGUGGUGCUGCCGAGCCUUCCCGCAGUGCAAUAUUCAACUUAUCCAACAAAUUUAGAGUUAAUUGAUUCAAAUGAAUGCCAGAAUUUGAACAGAUUAAAAGUAUCACUAUAAACUGGAAAUUUGGUUAUUUUUCGGGAAGAGUUUGUCAUUCAUGUGCAAGCAUCUGCCAGCCAGUGAGUGGAUUCUUUGUUGCCUUGUCCUCCCGUAGCACCAGAGCUCUGCCACACAAGCACAUUUUUUCAAGCAAGAGCUGCCCAGUCUUCUUGUUCCACUGCAGUGCUCCUUGAGAUUAGACUCAAAGACAAUUAAGAGAUUAAAAUUUUGCACACUUACAUGAUAUUAAAGAAUUACAAGUAUAGGGUGCAAGAGAGUUUAUCAGUGCUGGCGUACAGGAAGCUAUUGGGAAAAAACGUGAGUUCCAGGUACUCAGAAACAGGUGUUCCCGCAGAUUCCAACCCUGGAAGUUGGGAAAAGCCUGUGGCAGCAGUAACACAGUAGUUUCCAGUUCAUUUCUGGGAAGAACAGUACAAAUCCACUGGCAAGGCACGUGACAGCUGCCGGUGGUGGGAGUGUCACGUCCAGAGUGUCACAUGCCAGGGGGGUUGGGGUAGGGCGACGCAUGGUACCCGGUGUGACCAGUCUCCCUCACUUUCCUAUCCACGGUCUUUUUUUCCACUGAUGGCGUGGGCUGCUGUGCCCCCGUAGCAAACAAAGGGAGGCAGAGUCACUGGGCAGUCUUGAGGUGUCCGUGGAUCCUACGCGAGCUUUGAAUGUAUCUUCCAUGUUUCAGUCUUCUGUUACCUGUCCAGCUCUGGGAUGAAGGUAAACUUGUGUUGCAGUGUGUCUUCUGCUGUGCUGGUCAACAUGCAGCACAGCAGACGCAGAACAAAACAAAUCAAGAUGAAAAACUUUACUUUCUGUGGUUUCUUUGUCCUGGAAGAACAUUGUCUUACUUCUGAACUGUACCAAUAAAAGUUUUCUUUGC
This is a messenger RNA of Eriocheir sinensis (Chinese mitten crab), 1648 nucleotides long. It is a transcript of the gene e(r), whose product is annotated as enhancer of rudimentary homolog. Lineage: Eukaryota; Metazoa; Arthropoda; Malacostraca; Decapoda; Varunidae. The transcript has 4 exons. The record is from RefSeq and is a predicted model, not a curated record. Bases 147 to 461 code for a protein of 104 amino acids.